Molecule: messenger RNA, 1669 nt
Organism: Tupaia belangeri chinensis (Chinese tree shrew)
Lineage: Eukaryota; Metazoa; Chordata; Mammalia; Scandentia; Tupaiidae
Gene: ELOVL4
Product: ELOVL fatty acid elongase 4
Exons: 6
Coding region: 110-1054 (314 amino acids)
Biological process (GO): fatty acid elongation, polyunsaturated fatty acid; fatty acid elongation, saturated fatty acid; very long-chain fatty acid biosynthetic process
Cellular component (GO): endoplasmic reticulum; endoplasmic reticulum membrane
Molecular function (GO): fatty acid elongase activity
Source: RefSeq, a predicted model, not a curated record
AGUCCUCCGCUGCCGCUCAUCCUCUCGGCGCGUCGCUUACUGAGGUCAAUCCUUCUGCGGGGUCUUUGCUCUCUCCUGCAGCUGCUGCCAGCUCCCGGUUGUCGCCGCGAUGGGGAUCCUGGACUCGGAGCCUGGCAGUGUUCUCAACGUUGUGUCCACGGCGCUCAACGACACCGUGGAGUUCUACCGCUGGACCUGGUCCAUCGCAGAUAAACGUGUGGAAAAUUGGCCGCUGAUGCAGUCUCCAUGGCCUACAAUAAGUAUUAGUACUCUUUAUCUCCUGUUCGUGUGGCUGGGUCCAAAAUGGAUGAAGGAUCGAGAACCUUUUCAGAUGCGCUUAGUACUCAUCAUCUAUAAUUUUGGGAUGGUUUUGCUUAACCUUUUUAUCUUCAGAGAGUUAUUCAUGGGAUCAUAUAAUGCAGGAUAUAGCUACAUUUGCCAGAGUGUGGAUUACUCUAAUAAUGUUCAUGAAGUCAGAAUAGCUGCAGCGCUGUGGUGGUACUUUGUAUCGAAAGGUGUUGAGUAUUUGGACACAGUGUUUUUUAUCCUAAGGAAGAAAAACAACCAAGUUUCUUUCCUUCACGUAUACCAUCACUGUACCAUGUUUACAUUGUGGUGGAUAGGAAUUAAAUGGGUCGCAGGGGGACAAGCAUUUUUUGGAGCCCAGAUGAAUUCCUUCAUACAUGUGAUUAUGUACUCAUACUACGGGUUGACUGCCUUUGGCCCAUGGAUUCAGAAGUACCUUUGGUGGAAACGAUACCUGACCAUGUUGCAGCUGGUUCAGUUCCAUGUGACCAUUGGGCACACAGCUCUGUCUCUCUACACGGAUUGCCCCUUCCCCAAAUGGAUGCACUGGGCUCUAAUUGCCUACGCCAUCAGCUUCAUCUUUCUCUUUCUCAACUUCUACGUUCGGACAUACAACGAGCCUAAGAAAUCAAAAACUGGAAAAACAGCCAUGAAUGGUAUUUCAGCAAAUGGUGUGAACAAAUCCGAAAAACAGCUAGUGAUAGAAAAUGGAAAAAAGCAGAAAAAUGGAAAAGCAAAAGGAGAGUAAAAUGAACUGGGUCUUCACUGUUGUUGACAGUGAGGAAACUCCCAUGUCAUAGAAAAUUUCAGGGAAAACAGAAGCAUAGAGGGCUUAGGGUGGGGAGAAAAGGCAAAUGUGGUCUAUGUAACCUUUAGACUGAGUUAAGUGUUAAAUACAAUACCCAGAUGUUUUAUUUAUGAAGUUUUUAUUUUAAAGAUUUUUUUUUUUUUUAAAUUAGCCUUGAUGUCCAGACCAAAGCAAUCAUUCUGUGACUUUGGAGACUCCCUCUGCUCACAUCCACCUGUCUAAUGGAUGCAAUUUUUCAUGUAUCUUACACUCACUCAUUUUUCAGUCUGAAUUUUAGACAAUGACAGAAAUACAGUCUUUAUGAAUUUUUUUGGAUCAUUUACUGAUACCUACAGACUAAAAUCAGUUACACUUUUCUUAUCCAGAGCUCGACAUGGGAAUAUGUUUGAAUUGGCACAUUUGAAGUCAUUUGCUGACCAGAAUGGUCAAACCUCUCCUCCUCUAGUCAGAAUAUACCCUUUUGGUUGUAAUUAAAAUGAUAAAAUCUUCUGAUCUCUAUAGAAUCUAAGAGGCUUGAUGAUGAUGGUGUUGGUGAAAAUAACCAAGAAUUACAGU